AUCUGGUUGUGUGUGUCGGCCUUGUGGAAGUAGAGGAACCCGUUGUGGACCGUGUGUCCGGAACCCUGCCAGUGGGCGGGGAGCUGCAGCUGCCUUGCUCCGGGGCUGCCGCCCUGCUCCACGAAGCUCUGCAGGGAAUCGAACUCCAGCACCGUGUCGUUCUGGACGCCGCUGAGCAGGUAGACCUGUGGGACGGAGCGCCGUGAGCGUCUCGGGCUGGACACGUCCUCCGGACGGCCGGCAGGACGAGAAUCACUGACAGGCUGACGGCCCGUCGCCACGACGACCAGCUGGGUCUGGCUUGUUGCCAUGACAACCAGGCCGGGCUGGGUCGUCAUGGAAACGGGUCCUGGUCCAGACGUCAUCAGAAAAGCUGGAGCGGAACGUCUGUCCUGUAAACUCUGACCGUAGAACGGAGAACAGGAGAACCGUCACACACCUUGCUGGAGCCUGCGGUCGGGUCUUUGAACCAGCAACCCUGAGCGUCUCCGGCCUUCUUCACGAUCUUCACAGACCUGAUCUGGUCCAGAACCGCACCGCAGUCUGCAGGACAACGGCACCGUGAGACGGAACCUCCACCCGCGCUCCGCCCGGACAGGCGGAACCUCCACCCUGACGGACGGCCCCGUACCGUGCUCCGCCCGGUCCCGGCCCCGGCCCCGGCCCCGGCCCCGGUCCCGGUCCCAGGCCCCCUGCAGCUCCAGCUCGGCGGCUCGGAUCUGCUCCUCCAGCAGCGCCGCCUCCACCUCCACCUGGCUCUGGACGGGGAACCGGUUCUCCAGAUGCUCCCCCUGCUGGCCGCCGUCUCCGUGGUUCUGCUGUCGGUUCUGCUGGUGUUCCUGCGGACGUUCUCCGGGGAGAAGAGGAAGCGGACCCUGCUGGACCCAAACGUCAAGUACCCCCUUCCUCUGAUCCACAAGCAGGAGAUCAGCCACGACACCAAGAAGCUCCGCUUCGGCCUGCCGUCAGGAGAACACGCUCUGGGCCUGCCCGUCGGUCAGCACGUGUACCUGUCGGCCCGGGUGGGCGGCAGCCUGGUGGUCCGGGCCUACACCCCCAUCUCCAGCGACCAGGACCUGGGAUACGUGGACCUGCUGGUCAAGGUGUACCACAGGAACACUCACCCGUCCUUCCCAGAGGGGGGGAAGCUGUCCCAGCACCUGGACAGCUUGUCCAUCGGGGACACGGUGGACUUCAGGGGACCCAGCGGCCUGCUGGUCUACAAAGACCACGGCCGGUUCUCCAUCCGACCCGACAAGAAGGCGGAACCGCAGGUCCGCCGGUUCCGAGAGGUCGCCAUGAUCGCCGGAGGAACAGGCAUCACUCCCAUGUUGCAGCUGAUCCGUAGAAUCACAGCAGAACCUUCUGACAGAACCAAGUGUUCCCUCAUAUUCGCCAACCAGACGGAGAAGGACAUCUUACUCCGGGAGGAACUGGAGCAGCUGGAGACGGAACAUCCGGAGAACCUGAGGGUGUGGUUCACACUGGACAGACCGGAACCCGGGUGGAGGUUCGGGUCCGGGUUCGUGACCCGGGACAUGAUGGAGCAGCGUCUUCCCGCCGCGGCGCCGGACGUCCUGGUGGUCCUCUGCGGUCCCCCGGCCAUGAUCCAGAACGCCUGCCUGCCCAACCUGGACCGGCUGGGCCACCAGCCCCACAACAUCUUCACCUACUAGAGGGGCCCAACCCGCGGCCCGGGGCCCCUGGAGGGACGGCCUCGUUUCCACAACACAUUUCCAACUGUAUCUGUUUCCACGACAACGGCGACUUUUUCCUCUGUCUCCAUGGAAACAGGAGGAAACAACUUUUCUGAAACACUGCUCCAGGCCCUGGUCCUGAUCCUGGUCCCUGUCCUGGUUUUGUUACUGAUCCCAUUCCUGGUCCUGGUUUUGUCCCUGAUCCUGAUCUCGGUCCCGUUCCUGGUCCCGGUCCUGGUUUUGUCCCCGGUCCUGGUCCAUUGUUUUCAGCGUUUCCGUGGAAACGCGCUUGAUGUUCGGAGCGCUGUGUGAAGCAGGAGAACCUCUGGGUUCGGGUUCUCUGCUAACGGGGGGGCGGUUCCAGAGUGGGCGUGUCCUGAAAAGGUUUGGUGGAUGGUGGGCGGAGUCAGGGGUUUGCA
Salarias fasciatus (jewelled blenny) is the source of this 2116-nucleotide messenger RNA. It is a transcript of the gene cyb5r2, whose product is annotated as cytochrome b5 reductase 2. NCBI's taxonomy places the organism in Eukaryota, Metazoa, Chordata, Actinopteri, Blenniiformes, Blenniidae. The record is from RefSeq and is a predicted model, not a curated record. The transcript has 9 exons. The coding region runs from base 783 to 1676 and encodes 297 amino acids. Gene Ontology annotation, molecular function: FAD binding; oxidoreductase activity. Gene Ontology annotation, cellular component: mitochondrion.